AUGGCGCCGCAGCUGUUGAAGGAUUUAGCCACCCAUUCCCGCAAGUGGAUUAUUCAAUGUCGGGUGGCUCGGAAGUGGAUUGCAACUAACUGCAACACAGGAAAGGUUCUGCAUAUGGACAUGGUGUUGCUCGAUUCUGAGGGGUCGGAUAUUUGGGCCAUGGUUCCUCCUCUCUUGAUUUCAAAAUUUGAAUCGAGUCUGAAGGAGCAAGAAGUGUAUGAGAUUAGGCAUUUUAAGGUUGCUUUGACGAAGAACUCAUUCAGGCCAGUCCCCAACCGUUUGAUGAUUGAAUUUGAUUCAGCCACCUUAGUCCAGCAUGUUCAAUCGGUUCCAAAGAUACCACUCCACAAGUUCUACUUUCUGAAACAAGCUGAUAUGAUGCAGAAGUUGUAUGAUAAGAAGAAUCUUUCAGGGGAUCUUUGUUUGUCAUCAACAAGAGCUACACAGCUAAACAGCAAUCUGGAUAUUCCAGAAGUGCAUGCCUUUAAUGUUGGGAAAACAACUCUCACAACACCUGUUUUGAUUGCUGAAGUCCCUCCUGUUGAGAUCCCAAAGAUUUCAAUUGCUCAGCUGAAUGAUUUCAAAACCAUGGAGGAACACACUGACAAAUUGUUUGCGAUUGAAGGGAAAGUGAUUCAAGUACGCCCUAAUUGGUGUUACAUGGGAUGCGCUGUAUGUCCUCGCAAGGUGGAAGAGGAUCUGGAAGAGUACUUUUGUGGACACUGUAAGACCACAUCUUCCAUUGCUAAGGCCAAAUUUAGAGUGAAGCUCCAAGUGCAAGAUGAUAUUGGAGAAGCUGAUUUUGCAAUUUUAGAGCAUGAAGGUGUGCGAUUUUUUGGAGUGAUGGCUGAUGUCUUAUUCCAGUCAAAUCAGCGACAAAAAGAACCCAUUACAUUGCAUAUCCAACAGGUUCUUAACAUGACACUGAAGCUUCAUGUUCGCCUCACUCAGUUCAAUUUCUCGAAUCCUCAAGCUGAGUAUUCUGUGGCUAGCGUUGAUCAUGACCCUCUUCAGCAAGUGACUAAGAUACCUGAUCCUGUGAGCGUUGGUGGAUCAAGCUCUUGCGGGUUGAAAAGGAAGCAUGAUGAUGAUGCUGACCCUGUGGAAGAAUAG
Molecule: messenger RNA, 1113 nt
Organism: Linum tenue
Lineage: Eukaryota; Viridiplantae; Streptophyta; Magnoliopsida; Malpighiales; Linaceae
Source: the annotation of a GenBank genome assembly